AUACUGUCCAUUGGGGAAACCGAAUGGAGGCCAUCUACAUCACAGAGAAACAAUUGAGUUCGUAUCAGCUCAAAAAUACUAAGUAAUUAUAUUCUACUUAUACAGUUGAUUUACGUUACUGGCGAGGAAAGCUCAAUCGUGCACAUUCUGAAGUUCGCUGGACUUUUCUUGCUCUUUACGGGAGACAACGUUUAGUUCCCCCUUGUUUAUAUUGUGCAAGCAGAGCUUGAGCAGGAGGCCCCGGCUGGCAGUGGAGGAGAAGCGGCCGCCUCGCCUCCGAGUGGGAGUUGAGUGGUUCGGCCUUGUUGUGCACCAAAGAAUAUGAAACAUAUGUCACAAUGACCUCAAGAUUCUACAAAACAUACAGCCGGAAGGGAGGCGAUGGUACCUCCAAGUUCGACGAGGUCUUCGCUAACAAGAAGACCAUGAGCACCAAGUGGGGCGAGACCACCUAUCGGGCCAAAGUUACCUCCAAGCGGCCCGGUCUCGCGGUCGACAAGUCCGAGUUGUCCAAGCGGUCGCGCCUGACUGUCGAUGACAGCUCUGAAGACCCUUUUGGCUUUGACAGCGAUGACGAGUCCAAGCCCAAGCCCGUGUCGUCUAGGAGCAGCGGAGGUGGAAGCGGAGGUGGUGGUGGUCAGAACCGGCUCUCACCGGCCCGUGCAGAGAGAACCCCCAGCCUCACGCUGGAGCCCAACAGCAGGGUGAGCCAACCGGCCAGCGUGGAGGCGGUGGCCCCCAGCCGAGGGUCCUCAGGGCUGGGCAGUGACCGGAGCUCGCACAGGGUGCCAGAGGACCCCAGCCUGAUCUUCAGCACCAGCUCCGUGGGUAAGAGAGAAGCUUCCGUGAACAACACACCAACUUGUCUGAGUCACACUAGCGCCCCCUCCUGGCUGCCCGACGACUCCUCCGACCGCCACAUGAACUGGUACAAGAACGCGUCGGAGAGCGACCGGCGCCCGCACGCCCAGACCACCACGCUCCGCUCCGAGACGCUGGGCUCGCGGCAGGACGCCUGGGACCUGCUGGUGGGCCUCCAGUCCUCGUCCAUCUCCACGCCUGCCCCGCCAGAGGCCCCCGCCCCACGGGAGCCCUUCUCCUGGGCGCUGGCCAGCCGGGCCACCACCACCACCACCAGCACCAACACCAGCGGCGAGCAGUGGGGACCAGACCCGGGCCUUCGGCAGGAGCAGUGGGACCGCAGACCGGACACUCGGCAGGAGCCGCUGGAGCCCACAGAGACGUUGGAGCAGGAGGGACUUUUCAGAAGUCGUACUUCGGGCUGCAGCUGGCAGCAACAACUACCCGGACGUGCAGGGCGGCCCAACAAGGGCAAGCCCUCGGGCACGGACGCUCUGGAGGCCGCUGGCAGGGCGGUCGUCGUCACGGGGACCGCGGGGUCAGAGGUCACUCAGGCGCUGCACGCAGGCCGCGGGGGGCAGACGGGGCGGACGCGGGACUUCACCGUGCUGCACCCCUCCUCUCUGUCGGCCUGUAACGUCACCAUCCAGGACCAGAUCGACCGCAGCGUCGACCUCACCUCAGACCUGGGCUCUGGAGGAGGCGCCGUGGCAACAGGGGUCACUACGGUGGUGGAUCCCGGCGAGGCCGGACGCCUCAGGAAGAAGGGAGAGAUUCCAACCACCAAAUCCGCAAGUAAGUCCAAGCCGGCUCAGUCCAAAUCCAAGAAGGGGGACUCCAGGCUUGACCUCUUUGGCUUCGACGAUGCGGACGCCCCUGGUGACGACCCUAAUGACCCGCUGGUGAACUUUGGCUCCAGCUACAAGAUCCAGUACUUUGGGUUCGAUGACCUCAGCGAGAGUGACGAAGACGAGGACGUCGAUUCGCCCGCUGCGCAGAGGAGGAGGGAGAGGAAGAGGGCCAAGGCCGCCGCGCUCGCCGCCACCACGUCCACGGUCUCCACGACGACGACAGUUCCUACGGCAACCGCUGUGGCCAUGUCCACGUCAGUCAUUCAGACGGUGCCGAGAGAGAUGACCGACAGACUGACCAGCAGCAGCAGAAUAGACAUCAUGGAAGAGCGGCUCGCGAGCAGCAGAGCUCAGCCCACGCCUCAGGAGCGCAUCCGAGAGGGCAGCCGCAAAAUCUUCGGACCCAAAAAGUCUCCAACAAAAGCUGUGUAUAACGCCAGACACUGGAACCAGCAGCAAGAAGAGGAGCUGCCCCCUCUACCACCACCCUCACGCUCACAGACAAAACCAGCCAGUGGUGGUAGCAGCAGUAGCAGCAGCAGUGCUAAAGACUCCAACCCCCAUAAGGACGAUGGGCUCUUCAAAGCCCCCCCUCCUCCUCCCAAAGUCAUCAAGUCCGUCACCAUACCGACGGUCCCUUACCAGGACAUGGUCACCGCACUGAAGUGCAGGAAAGAGCACAAGGAGUUGUUUACAGUGGUUCAACAUGUGAAGCACUUCAAUGAUGUUGUGGAGUUUGGAGAGAAUCAGGAAUUCACAGAUGACUUUGAGUACCUCGCCACUGGCCUCAAGACUGGAGAACCCUUAAACACACGCUGCCUUAGGUACGGAGUCUCUUUCUCUCUCCGAAGCUGCAGGAUGCACCUGAGGGCGAGAGGGAAAGUAGCCCAGGUCUUCAAGACGCUCAGCGACGCACCCCAGCAUCCGAACCUGGCUCUGUGUACGGCGUCCCUGAUGUACAUCCUGAGUCGGGACCGGCUGAACAUGGACCUGGACAGGGCAUGCCUGGAGCUGAUGAUCCGCCUGCUGGAGCUGGAACAGGACGGAACUGCCCGCGUCCAGCUCACCGCCAAGGAGAUGGCCAAGGUCAAGGAGAAGAUCCGCAAGCUCUGCGAGACUGUCCACAACAAGCACCUGGACCUGGAGAACAUCACGACGGGGCACCUCGCCAUGGAAACCCUGCUGUCACUCACAUCAAAGCGGGCAGGUGAUUGGUUCAAAGAGGAGCUGAGGCUGCUGGGAGGUUUGGACCACAUUGUAGAUAAAGUGAAAGAGUGUGUGGAGAACCUGAGUGAAGAGGAGGACAAGGAGAAACUGGUGGCCUCACUGUGGGGUUCCGAGAGAUGCCUACGCGUGCUGGAGAGUGUGACCGUGCACAACCCUGAGAACCAGUCCUACCUGAUCGCCUACAAGGACUCCCAGCUCAUCGUCUCCUCGGCCAAGGCGCUGCGUCACUGUGAGGAGAUGAUCCAGAGGUGUGUGGAGAGAUGAUCAGAGGGUACACUACCGACCCCACUACCCUACUGCUCCAACAGCAACGUGGGCAAAGCCGUGGAGGACUGCAUGAGGGCCAUCAUAGGAGUGCUGCUCAACCUCACACACGACAACGAGUGGGGCAGCACUAAGACUGGUGAGCAGGAGGACCUCAUCAUCACGGCUCUCAACUGUGUGCUUCGGGUGCCCCAGUACCUGCCCCAAGAACAGCGCUUUGACAUCAGAGUCCUGGGCCUGGGUCUGCUCAUUAACCUGGUGGAGUACAGCGCCCGUAACCGCCACUGCCUAGUGGAGAUGCAGAUGGAUGGCCACGCCCCCUUCACGUCCGUGUUAGUCGGAGAGAAGGAGGAGCUUGCCACAGACACCCCACUCAGUGCCAUCGCCGCUUUAGUACAGGUAGAGUGUGUGUGCGCGCGCGCCUCUGGAUGUUCCAAAUGGUUGUUUCUAAUUGCCUAACGCGUGUGUGUGUAUGAAUGUUACUACUGUGAGAGAACCUGCCCAAAGCGAUUUCUCCAUCUCUCUCUCUCUCUCUCUCUCUCUCUCUCUCUAGCUCUUCAACAUGCUGGGAAGCACAUGGAGGACAGCAUCGUGGCCUCUUACACUGCACUGCUACUGGGCUGUCUAUGUCAGGAGAGUCCAAUGAAUGUUACUACUGUGAGAGAGAACCUGCCCAAAGGCGAUUUCUCCAUCAUGACCGAAAUGCUGAAGAAAUUCUUAAAUUUCAUGAACCUUACAUGUGAUGGUGCCACAGCAGGACAGAAGUCUAUCUCUCGGGUCAUUGACUACCUGGAGCACUGUUAGUGUGUGUGUGUGUGUGUGUGUGUGUGUGUGUGUGUGUGUGUGUGUGUGUGUGUCAAGACCCAGUGUGGACCGGCCGGCUUGGUUCCGCUCGGCCCGUCUCACCAGACUGGCCAAUGACGAGGAUGCUGCAGAACUUCUUGGGCUGAUGCCCUAACAAACACACACACACACACACAUUGUCUUGCUCUCUCACACGCACACACACACACACACACACACACACACACACACAACCUCAUCUUCAUGAUGCCAAGACUCUUUUACGUUGACCUCAGCCUCAAUGAAUGACUAAAAAUAUCUUGUAAAACAUGAACUUUUGCAACAAAAAAAUUAUCUAAAAGAAAAAAAAAAAGUUUGUUAUU
This is a messenger RNA of Alosa alosa (allis shad), 4369 nucleotides long. It is a transcript of the gene waplb, whose product is annotated as WAPL cohesin release factor b. Lineage: Eukaryota; Metazoa; Chordata; Actinopteri; Clupeiformes; Clupeidae. The record is from RefSeq and is a predicted model, not a curated record. The transcript has 21 exons. Gene Ontology annotation, biological process: regulation of chromosome condensation.